Pseudozyma hubeiensis SY62 is the source of this 2850-nucleotide messenger RNA. RefSeq names its product transport protein SEC24. Gene Ontology annotation, molecular function: SNARE binding; zinc ion binding. NCBI's taxonomy places the organism in Eukaryota, Fungi, Basidiomycota, Ustilaginomycetes, Ustilaginales, Ustilaginaceae. The coding region runs from base 1 to 2850 and encodes 949 amino acids. The transcript has a single exon. The record is from RefSeq and is a predicted model, not a curated record. Gene Ontology annotation, biological process: endoplasmic reticulum to Golgi vesicle-mediated transport; COPII-coated vesicle cargo loading; intracellular protein transport. Gene Ontology annotation, cellular component: endoplasmic reticulum exit site; COPII vesicle coat.
AUGGUGUCUCCCGCACAGGCUGCCCACAAUCGUGCCAUGAUGGCGCAGGGUGCCGCCCGACCCAACUUGCCCUCCAACGCGCAAAGCAACGUCCCUGGAAUGCAAGCUGCGUUGGGCGGCGGCAGCGCCAUCGCUCAACCGCCUCAUCAGGCCGGACAGCGAUUUGCAGGGCCCCGCAGCAAGAUCGAUCCGGAUCAGAUUCCGAGUCCGGUCGAGAUGCAGGAUGCGGACCAGGAAUUCUUCGAUAAGGAGUGGUUCGCCACGUGCGGACGAGGCGGCAUGCCGCUUAGCACCACCAGCUUUGCCGCCGUCGACCAAGGCAACUGCUCUCCAAAACAUCUCCGUCUCACCACCUACAGCAUGCCCGCCACCGACGAGCUCGCAACCACCUCACAGCUUCCGCUGGCUGUACUCAUGCAGCCCUUCGCCCAGCUGCGUCAGGACGAGGCUCCUAUCCCCGUCGCCACUUUUGGCGAGAGCGGCCCUCCGCGUUGCAAACGCUGCCGCGCUUACAUCAACGCAUGGUGUGUCUUUGUCCAAGGCGGUCAGAAAUGGACGUGCAACCUUUGCGGCACUGCCACCGAAGUUGCUGCCGACUACUUUUGCAACCUCGACAUGAGCGGUCGACGCGUCGACUUUGACCAGCGUCCCGAACUUUCGCGUGGCUCAAUCGACUUUGCCGUGCCCAAGGAGUACUGGGCCAUUCAGUCUGCACCGCCCGCCUCGGUUCUGCUGCCCGUCGCGCCCGCAAGCACUCGCACGGAAACCGCCAAGAUCGAACCAAAGCAAGACGCCAAGGACUACGAGGGCACCACGCUCGGCCUCAGCGGUCAGGGGGCACAGGCCGCAAGGACCGCCACCAAAGCCGCCAACGACGCGCUCAACGGCUUGCAGCUCGGCAAGGGCCGCACCACCGUACGUGCGCCACGUCCUUUGACCUACUUGUUCGCCAUCGACGUCAGCUACAGCGCCGUCCGAUCCGGUGCCCUCGCCAGCUCGGUCGAAGCCAUUCGCGAGACCCUGUACGGACCCAAGGACAGCUCGGCGGAUGCGGGGACGAAUGGAGCGCCCGACGCCGAUGCCGCCGCCGGUCCCGGCUUUGGCCUCGUGGAAGGCGCUCGCGUGGCAAUCCUCACCUUUGACCGUGCGCUUCACUUUUACAAUCUCUCGGCAGAGCUCGACCAGGCGCAGAUGCUCGUGGUCGGUGAUAUUGACGAGCCAUUCGUGCCCAUCAGCGACGGUCUCUUGGCCGAUGUUUGGGAGUCUCGCCACCUCAUCGAGGGUCUGCUCGACAACCUGCCCGCCAUGUUCGGCGAAUCCAUGGUUGGUGACGCUGCGCUCGGUGCUGCGGUGCGUGGCGCCCAAGCAGCGCUCUCCACCAUCGGCGGUCAGGUCAACAUCUUCCUGUCGACAAUCCCCACUGUUGGACCUGGUGCGCUCAAGCAUCGCGAGGACACCAAGCUGUACGGCACCGACAAGGAGAAGAAUCUGUUCAUCCCGCAAGACGGCUUCUACCGCGGGGUCGCAGAGGAAUGCGUCGAUGCAGGAAUCGGCAUCAACGUCUUCUUCUUCCCUUCGCAGUAUAUUGACGUGGCAACCAUCGGCGUGCUGCCAGGCUCAACGGGCGGAGAGGUCUUCUUCCAUCCGCGCUUCGAUCCUGUUCGGGACGGUGUCAAGCUGCAGAGCGAGGUGCGCCGCACCGUGCUGCGCGAGACGGCCUACAACGUGACGAUGCGCCUUCGAUGCUCCAACGGUCUGCGUGUCGCCGACCACUUUGGCAACUUCUUCCAGCACAACGCCACCGACCUUGAGCUGGGCACCAUGGACGCCGACAAGUGCAUCGCCGCACUGGUCAAGCACGACGCCAAGCUCGACGAGAAGCACGAAGCCCACUUCCAGUGCGCCGUCCUCUACACCACCGCAGAAGGCGAACGCCGGGUUCGCUGCCACAACAUUGCCGUCCCGGUCACGUCAUUGCUUGGCAACGUCUUCCGAUACGCCGAUAUGGACAGCGCCGUCGCGUAUUACAGCAAAGAGGUCGUAUCUUUGGCGCACGCCAAGCCGCUCAAAGAAGUGCGUCACUACCUGACGGACAAAUGUGUCAAGAUCCUGCUUGCAUACCGUCGCAACUGCGCAUCCUCGACGAGUCCAGGCCAGCUGAUCCUGCCGGAAAGCUUCAAGCUGUUCCCGCUUUACGCGCUGGCCAUCAACAAGACCAAGUGCAUCAAGGGCGGCAAUGUGACUUCGGAUGUGCGCGCGUUCUACAUGCGCUUUUUCCGCGCACAGGGAGUGUCGGCGAUCAUGUCGAUGCUGUAUCCGAGGAUGAUCGCAUUGCAUACCAUGUCGGAUGCGGAUGGAUCGGCGAUCAAGAUCCAGCAGCCGGAUGGCAGCUCGGUGGAUGGAACGAGGAUCAAGACACCGGCGUUGAUGAGACCUUCGUAUCUGCGCAUGGAGGGUCACGGAGCGUAUUUGUUGGAGAACGGUGAGAUGUGCAUCCUCUGGUUGGGAGCUAACGUCAAUCCGCGACUGCUGGAAGACCUGUACGGAGUCAGCCAGCUGGAAGAGAUCGAUGCAAGGAUGACGCGCUUGCCCAAGCUGCCGACCAAGUUGUCUAAGCAGGUGAGGGCGAUGGUGCAAUCGUUUGCAUUGCAGCGGAACAAACCCGAACUGCCGGUGUUGAUCGCAAGACAAAACAGGGAUGGAACCGAGGUUGAACUGGCAAACAGCCUGGUGGAGGACCAGAACAACGACGCGAUGAGCUACGUUGACUACCUGUGUCAUGUGCACAGGAUCAUCAGCUCGGACAUGACGAGUGGCAAGGAGGAGUCCAGUUCGUGGUUCUCGACGUGA